AUGCAGCGACAUUUCCCAUUCCAUUACCAUUGCACGGAUCCCGAGAUCUCGUUAUCAACACAACAACCGCUCGAAUGUCAUAAAAAUGGGUCCACCUUUGUGUGGUGUCAAGCUGUUCCCGGUCUACAAUGUAAUGGUCUCUAUUCAAAUGGAACUUUCAAGAAAGAGAUCCGAGAUGCAUGUGAUCAGCGCGCUCAUCUCAAUCAUUCCACCGCUCUUCUUCUUUCAAUUUUUCUCGGUUUUCUUGGCGUCGAUCGCUUUUAUUUGGGCUACUAUGCAAUCGGUAUCCUGAAACUCUUUUCAUUAGGCGGUCUUCUCAUAAUUUACCUCGUGGACAUAAUUUUGAUUGCAUUAAAUUUGUUGGGUCCAGCGGACGGUUCGCGAUAUUUAAUGCCAUACUAUGGCCCUCACUCAACAUCAUUACGUCUUGACAAUGAUACUUUUUUGGUUUUGUACUCUUUCACUAUU
Messenger RNA from Mesorhabditis belari, 468 nucleotides. The record is from the annotation of a GenBank genome assembly. Lineage: Eukaryota; Metazoa; Nematoda; Chromadorea; Rhabditida; Rhabditidae.